AUGGCGACCUCGUAUUACGAGAGCUCCAGGCCCCGGGGCGGCCCCGCGGAGGAGGCGGACGACUUCGACGAGUUCGACCCCACGCCGUACGGCGGUGGGUACGACCUCGCCGUCACCUUCGGCCGCCCGCUGCCGCCGUCGGAGGAGACCUGCUACCCGUGCUCGGCACCCUCCACCUCCUACGACGCGCCGCACUACUCCGCCUCCGAGCCGUCCCCGUACGGUCACCACGCCAAGCCCAAGCCCAACUACGGGUUCCGCCCCCAGCAGGAGCAGCAGCCGCCUUACGGCGGCGGCGGCGGCUACGGAUCCAGGCCCGAGCCCCCUGCGGAGGAGGGCGGUGGCUAUGGAUCUGGCUACGGAUCCGGGUAUGGUAGGAAGAAGCAGGAGGAGGAGAGCUAUGGCUCUGGGUAUGGAUCUGGGUACGGGAGGAAGCCGCAGGCGGAGGAGAGCUACGGGUACGGCGGUCAGGCCCGGCCAGAGGAGAGUUAUGGGUCUGGCUACGGGAGGAAGCCACAGGUAGAUGAGAGCUACGGAUCGGAGUAUGGGUCUGGGUACGGCAGGAAGCCACAGGUAGAGGAGAGCUACGGAUCGGAGUAUGGAUCUGGGCACGGCAGGAAGCCCCAGGUGGAGGAGAGCUAUGGAUCAGGGUACGGGAAGAAGCCGCAGGUUGAGGAGAGCUAUGGAUCAGGGUACGGGAGGAAGCCGCAGGUUGAGGAGAGCUAUGGAUCAGGGUACGGCAGCAGGCCGCAGGGUGGGGAGGAGUAUGGCAGUGGUGGGUAUGGGAGGAAGACUCAGGAGGAGAGCUAUGGUUCCUCGGGGUAUGGCUAUGGCAGGAAGAACGAGGAGCAGAGCUAUGGUGGUUCUGGUUAUGGGUAUGAGAAGAAGGCAUCUGAGGAGGAUGAAGGUGCCUAUGGCUCUGGUGGUUACCGGAAGCCAAAACCGUAUGGCGAGGAGACACAGGGUUCAUAUGGUUAUGGAGAGGAGCAGUCCAAGUAUGAGAGUGGUGGGUAUGAGAGGCCAAGCUAUGGUGGGGGAGAGGGGUACUAUGGCCGCAAGAAAGAUGAUGAUGACUCGGAUGAUGAGAAGAAGCAGCGUCAUCAGAAGCACCACCACCAUCGCCGCCACGACUAUGAUGAUUAA
This is a messenger RNA of Miscanthus lutarioriparius, 1143 nucleotides long. NCBI's taxonomy places the organism in Eukaryota, Viridiplantae, Streptophyta, Magnoliopsida, Poales, Poaceae. The record is from the annotation of a GenBank genome assembly.